Molecule: messenger RNA, 3250 nt
Organism: Syngnathoides biaculeatus (alligator pipefish)
Lineage: Eukaryota; Metazoa; Chordata; Actinopteri; Syngnathiformes; Syngnathidae
Gene: vaspb
Product: vasodilator stimulated phosphoprotein b
Exons: 14
Coding region: 528-1772 (414 amino acids)
Biological process (GO): axon guidance; positive regulation of actin filament polymerization; actin cytoskeleton organization
Molecular function (GO): profilin binding; SH3 domain binding
Source: RefSeq, a predicted model, not a curated record
CAACACGGGGCCGUCGUCCUCUUUGAAGCUGGCGGGCUGGGCCCACGCUGAGUUUUCAGACCGAGUUAAGCGAUUCAGAAACGGAGCCGGACGGCGCCGCGAACCUUCGUAAAAGAGUUUUUUUUUGUUGUUGUUUUUGUUUUGCUUUUACACUAGCAGCGUCGUGGCUAUUUCCCGGGUUCCUUACUUCUUUUUUUUUUUUUUAAACUCGUCGAAACCAACGUGAGAUAGUGAUUGGACUUGACAAGCCCGCCGCGCUACUGUAUCCACUCCCCCCACCACCCCCACUCACUCCUCAUCUCUCCCAGUUCCACACAACCAGGAAAUCGUCGAGGUGUGCUUCGCUCGCCCCCCCCCCGCUUCGUUGCUACCCCGUUUGCGGGUGUAGAUGCGACUCUACCCGCGCUCCGAGACAUUUAAUCGUUGUUGUUUCCGUUGUUGCUUCGGGUUCGGCUAGUUUGACUUUAAUCCGCUUUCAAGUGAGUCAAAGUUGCCCGCGAGGAGAAGAGCUCCGCUCCGGCCAGACAAUGAGUGAGUCGAGUAUCUGCCAGGCUCGGGCCACUGUGAUGAUCUAUGAUGACGGCAAUAAGAAGUGGCUGCCGGCAGGUGCCGGACCCCAGACUUUCAGCAGAGUCCAGAUCUAUCACAAUCCCUCCAACAAUGCCUUCCGAAUAGUUGGACGCAAGAUGCAGACAGACCAGCAGGUUGUUAUAAACUGUCCUAUUGUGCGAGGGUUGAAGUACAACCAAGCCACACCUAAUUUCCAUCAGUGGCGGGAUGCUCGGCAGGUGUGGGGCCUGAACUUUGGCAGCAAAGAGGAUGCUGCGCUCUUUGCCAAUGGCAUGACACACGCUCUGGAGGUGCUCAGCUCCAUGGCAGACGCAGGCUAUGCAACCCUUCCGCGGCCGAUGUCAAACGGUCCAUCUCCCGAAGAGAUUGAGCAACAAAGGAGGUUGGAGCAGCAGAAGCUGGAACAGCAAGAACGGGAGCGUAAUGAGCGAGAGCGUCAGGAAAGAGAGAGAUUGGAAAGAGAGAGACAAGCAGCAGCAGUACCUGUUCCUCCUGCUCCACCUAUGGUUUCCGGGGGUGUUGCCCCUCCACCCGCACCUCCCCCGCCGCCCGGGCCUCCUCCACCACCUGGGCCUAUUCCAACUGCUAGCGCUCCUCCAUCUUCAGGAGCCCCAUCAGCAGGGCCCCCGCCUCCACCACCUCUGCCAUCAGACAUAGGGGGCAUGAGUGGUGGCGGUGGUGGAGGAGGGGGCUUGGCCGCAGCCCUGGCAGGAGCGAAACUUCGUAAAUUAUCUAAGCAGGAGGACGGACCUGCCGCAGCUCCAGUGGGCAGAGCAGAUUCCAGUCGCAGCAGCAACUCUUCUAUCGGAGGUGGUGGCGACCUGAUGGGUGAGAUGAGUGCCAUCCUGGCCCGAAGGAGAAAAGCAGCUGACACUGGAGAGAAAGUCCCUACGAAGACACAAGACAAUGAGGAGUCGGAGCCUCAAGGUCAAACUGAGAUCAUAAGGAGACCUUGGGAGAAAUCCUCUUCCACUAUGACCAGGAAUAACUCCGUUCCCAAGAGCUUGGACUCCACCUCCUCCUUGUCCCAAACUUCCAGGGUGAAGCCUGCAAACAACAGUAAUGACACAAGUGGAGUAGAUGAGUCAGACUUAGAAAAAAUGAAACAGGAAAUCCUUGAGGAGGUGCGAAAAGAACUUCAAAAAGUAAAGGAGGAAAUUAUAAGAGCCUUUGUUCAGGAGUUGCAAAAGAGAAGCACAUAGCUGAUGCGUAUCUGUUGUAGCAGAUGGACAUGAUGGAUGGAGGCCUGCUGGGACCUUUGCUCCUCUGCGCCAUCUAAUGUAGCCCAGGGAUUUCUCAUUUGCUCUUCUCUCUGUUUCCUACAAGCAUUGCUUUCAUGUCACCAUGCAUACAUACUCUUCACGUAAGUGGUAACCCAGGGAACCUCCUCAGGCCACCAUCCAACUUGUUCAAAGAUCACUUACUUUUAUAGUGAACCUGUCUCCCCCCUCGUUCAUUUGUCCUAUUUCCAAUGUGUCCUCUAUGAGAAUCAGUUGAGAGUUACAGUCGCGGCCACACAGUACGGAUUUGCUGUCAUUAUUAAUUUUCAUAUCGGGUGUCUUUCUCCUACUUGUGUCCUCUUCUGCAUUUACUGAUAAAGCAGUAUUCAGGGAAAAGAUAUUUGCCACAUUUUUUUUUUUACUGUAAAAGCGAGAUGCUGGAUUGUUGGGAUUUUGCUACUCUGCUUUCUCUCAACAUGCAACACAUUAAAAGUAGCUAUACUGUACUUCUGUCAGAUGUAUGCCGGUAGUUUAUUUCCUUUAAUGCUAAUUGGAAGAAAGAAAAUGAAUAAUUGCGGACUGAGCAGAGAACCCAACUCCCUGACUUCUGCAGUAUCUUUCCACCACGUGGAUUUACUUCUUCUGGCACAGCACCAAGCCUUCGCUGCUGCGGGAGGAAGAACCGAGCAAAUGGAUGCCGAUGGACAACCGGAUUGCUGCGAAUGAGGAGUUUUAUGAUGUGUGAGAAAUGUAUUCUCUUUUGCAUUGCACUUGUUCCAGAGUAAAGUGUGAGCAUGUGCCACACUGCCUUGACAGACUUCCUCCCCCCAAUCACAGUCAAAAUGAAAUAUUUGUUGCCCAGUGCAGUGUUUUUAAACUGUGCUUCUGCUGGUUAUUUUCUUCAAUUCUUAGCUAUAUUUUCUACUUUUUUGACAAACAUGGCCAUGAGUAGGUCAAAUAAUUUGGUCGUGACCAACUGCCUUGAGAAUGAAUAUAUAUAUAUACAUAGAUAUAUAUAUGGAUAAAUAUAUUUGUUUUGAGGGAAAGUGGUAAUGCAAAUGAACUGGUUUUUCUAUUUUAAUUAAAAUGACUGGUGAAUGGGGAUUUUGUUUUUUCCUUUUGUUUUCUUUUUUUUUCUAAUAGAAUUUAGGCUUUUUACACUGAAAUACAAAGAAAACAGCUUAGAGACACUGGAUUAGAAAUGCCUUUAUAGUCGAAUACAGCUGCUUCUUGAAAUGCAUUUCUUUGUCUCGUCUUUUUGCAUCCUAAAAUGUGAUCUAAGUAUAUUGGCGUGCAUAUUUUUGGUAAAAUGUGCAUGUAAUACUGUAUAUAUUGUAUUACUCAUAUUAGUCAAAGCACACAGACCGGUUUGCAUAGCUUCUCUGUAGGUUCACUUUCUGCUUUGUUCUUUUGAAUCAUCUUUUGAAUUAUGUGACAUCGCAAGAAAAACUAAAAUCCUA